GCUCAUCAUUUCCAGGACGUGCGGAAGGAGCCGGUCGGAGGGUCGCGAUGCUCCGCGGGGGUCCCGCGUCCCGGUGACGCGCUGUGGCGCACAGCACCGCAAGACCUCCAGCAGAAGCGCGCAGAGACCGGCGGAAACCCGCAGAACCGGGAACCAACACCCUGCAGUACCCGGAGCCGCAGAACCGGGAGCCCGCAUUCCAGUCACGUCCUGGGGGGUUUCGGGGGCUUUCGGGGGGGGGGGCGCUUCUCCCCUCUCCUCCUUGGACACAGGGAGUGGACGUUCUCGCCGGAGGACGAGGGUCGCGUCCCACGGUCCUCAAACCGGUCCGUUUCUAUCUGGACUCGCCGAAUUCCAGCGUGGAGAGGCUCCUCUCGGAAGCUGCGCGACCCCACUGUCUCUUCUUCCACGCGGGGGAGGCGAUGUGAAGUUGGAGCCCAUUGAACCCACGCUGCGAAGUGCCUGACGGCCGUCGCUUGGGCAGCUCUGCCAGGAAGGAUGCUGUGGGUUACUCUUCUAAGCACAAUAGCUCUGGGAUGGACUACGCCGAUUCCUUUGCUGGAGGAUUCGGAGGAGAUCGACGAGCCUUGCUUCGACCCCUGCUACUGUGAAGUGAAAGAGAGCUUGUUCCACAUCCACUGCGACAGCAAGGGAUUUACAAACAUCAGCCAGAUCUCGCAGUCCUGGUCGAGGCCCUUCAAGCUGUAUCUGCAGAGGAACUCCAUGCGGAGGCUCUACUUCAACAGCUUCCUGCACCUGAACAACGCCGUGUCCAUCAACCUGGGCAACAACGCGCUGCAGGACAUCCACGCCGGCGCCUUCAACGGCCUCGGCAUCCUCAAGCGGCUGUACCUGCACGAGAACAAGCUGGAGGUGUUCCGCAACGACACCUUCCUGGGACUGGAGAGCUUAGAGUAUCUCCAGGCAGAUUACAAUGUCAUUAAGAGAAUCGAGAGCGGGGCCUUCCGGAACCUGAACAAACUGCGCGUUCUCAUUUUGAACGACAACUUGAUACCAGUGCUACCCAACUUUUUAUUCAGGUCUGUGUCUUUGACGCACUUGGACUUGCGCGGGAACCGGCUGAAGAACCUGCCUUACAAGGGCACGCUGGAGUACAUCGGUCGCAGUUUAAUGGAGAUCCAGCUGGAGGAGAACCCGUGGAACUGCGUGUGCGACAUUGUGCAGCUCAAAACGUGGCUCGAGCGCAUACCUUACACGGCGCUAGUGGGCGAGAUCACCUGCGAGCAUCCUUUCCACUUCCACGGGAAGGACCUGCGGGAGAUCAAGCGGAGCGAGCUGUGCCCGCUGCUCUCCGACGCCGAGGUGGAGGCCAGCCUGGGCAUCCCCCGGCUGCCCUUCGGCAACGACAACACGUGGCCCACGAAGCCGUCCUCCAUGCUCUCGUCCGUGCACAACACGGCGUCCUCCAUUAAGUAUCCGGAGAAACACACGAAGCCCACGAAACGGCCCCGGGUCCACAAAAUGCCGCCCACGCCGCGCAGCAUUUACCCGGGACCCAAUCAGCCGCCCAUCGCAGCCUACCAGACCAGGCCCCCCAUCCCCAUCAUCUGCCCCACUGGGUGCAUGUGCAAUCUGCACAUCAACGACUUGGGCUUGACAGUGAACUGCAAGGAGAAGGGAUUUCACAACAUUUCCGAGCUGCUGCCCCGACCACUCAACGCCAAAAAGCUUUACCUGAGCGGGAAUUUGAUACAGAAAAUCUACAGGUCGGACUUCUGGAACUUCUCCAGCUUGGAUUUACUGCACCUGGGCAACAACCGGAUUUCCUACGUGCAGGAAGGCGCCUUCAUCAAUCUUCCCAACUUGAAGAGUCUCUACCUGAACGGGAACGACAUCGAGAGGCUCACGCCGGGCAUGUUCCGAGGACUGCAGACCCUGAGCUACCUGUACUUCGAGUACAACGUGAUCAGGGAGAUCCAGCCGGCCGCCUUCAGCCUCAUGCCCAACCUGCAGUUGGUGUUCCUCAACGACAACCUGCUGCGCACGCUGCCCGUGGACGCGUUCGCCGGGACAUCGCUGUCCAGGCUUAACCUGCGCAACAACUACUUCCUGCACCUGCCCGUGAGAGGGGUGCUGGAGCACCUGCACUCCAUCGUGCAGAUCGACCUGCACCAGAACCCGUGGGACUGCUCCUGCGACAUCAUCCCGCUCAAGCAGUGGAUGGAGAAGCUGAGCUCCGUCAUCGUGGUCGGCGAGGUCAUCUGCAAGACCCCGGAGUUCGUCUUCGGGAAGGAUCUGCGCUCCCUCGACGCCGAGCUCAUUUGCCCCGAGCUCAAGUUCUCGGCACCUUCCCCGGGCGUCCCUGACGACAUGACGUCCACCAGUGACUCCGGCUUGGGUUACUCCCCAUCCAGGGCCAACGUGCCGCUGUCGGUGCUCAUCCUCAGCCUGCUCAUCCUCUUUAUCUCGGCCGUGUUUGUGGCCGCGGGGCUUUUCGCCUACGUCCUGAGGAGGCGCAAGAAGCUGCCCUUCAGGAAGCGCCACGAGGUGGACCUCACCGGCAUCCCCAUGCAGUGCGGCAUGUUCGAGUCCCAGCAGGCCGCCUCGCCGGAGAAGGCCCCGGGCCACGUGUACGACUACAUCCCGCACCCCGUGACUCAGAUGUGCAACAACCCCAUCUACAAGCCGCGCGAGGGCGAGCUCGAGGAGCAGUUCGCCGAGGCGAAGGAGAACAACUCCAACUACCGGACUCUGAUCGAGAAGGAGAAGGAGUGGACCAUGGCAGUGUCCAACUCGCAGCUCAACACCAUCGUCACCAUGAACCAGUCCGGGGACGUGGCGGCCUUCCACGAGAACGGAGGGCUCUGUCCCACGGUGAUAGACAGCCAGCGGCCGACGCCCACGGUGGGCUUCGUGGACUGCCUGUACGGCACGGUGCCCAAGCUGAAGGACAUGCACGUGGCGCACGCGCACCCGCCAGGAAUGCAAUACCCCGACCUGCAGCAGGACGCCAGGCUGAAGGAGACGCUGCUCUUCGGCGCAGGGAAAGGCUUUCCCGACCAAACCCAAAGCGAAUACCUCGAGUUAAGGGCCAAACUCCAAACGAAGCCGGAUUACCUCGAAGUGCUGGAGAAGUCCUACCGGUUCUGACCCCCGAGACACACCGUCCUUUCCGGAGCCCAAAAAGAGCAAGGGAAAAUAGCAGCAUGAUCAAAUAAACGUAUAUAAACCAUGUUUUUUUUUUCCCCAGUCGCUUUUGGAGGAAAGGCCAUACUCAGAUAUUCAAAUGAAGUGCCUUUUUCAGAGUAGCCAGCAAUGUUACCGAUCCUUAUUUUUGUACGGAACACAUUUGGCGUCCCGCAGGAGGCGCCGAGGGGCGAGGAGGCGGAGGAGGAGACGCGCGAGGCCCGGCGCCGUGGUGGCAGCAGCAGCGCGCGGUUUUUGUACAUUUGUUGCAGUUUGCCGCAUGCAUUCGACUGCAGGGGUGGGUAUCGCUCCAAAAACACUAUGAGUCACCUGUAGGAGAGACACGCCGAGUCUCCGCUUCGGUUUUAUAUGUGGCGAAGGACAGCAGAGCGUCUGUCUCUCCUGAGGAUCCACACUUUGUGAAUAUUAUAUUAUGACGCUCAAGAUUUUAUGGAGUUCAACGCACUUUCUUAAAAACAAGCUUCUGGAUAUUAUCACUAACGGCUUUGUAGGAAAAGCACUUUUAAUGUUUUCUCUCACAAAGAUUUGAAGAAAAAAUGUGCAUAUAUUUAUUCUGUUAUUUCAGUGAAAAUUUAAUUGUAAAGGUAAUGUUAAAUCAAUGUAUAGUGAUUAUGCGUCUGGUAUAGCCUUCUUAAUAAAAAGUAUUAAAUCAAAUAAAGGGUGCUAAAAUAUAAUAUUUGUGAGUAACAUGGAAAUAAUAUUACUAUGCCAGUGUAUCAUGGUAGGUAAAGUGCAGAAUAUGUGUCUCAUUUGCAGCUGCAGGAACGAGGAGCCCUUAAAGUCCCCGGUUCUCACUGACCUGCGGUGUCAUUUGUGUCCUUUACCUG
Messenger RNA from Scleropages formosus (Asian bonytongue), 3995 nucleotides. It is a transcript of the gene slitrk3a, whose product is annotated as SLIT and NTRK-like family, member 3a. NCBI's taxonomy places the organism in Eukaryota, Metazoa, Chordata, Actinopteri, Osteoglossiformes, Osteoglossidae. The transcript has 3 exons. Gene Ontology annotation, biological process: axonogenesis; positive regulation of synapse assembly. The record is from RefSeq and is a predicted model, not a curated record. The coding region runs from base 499 to 3111 and encodes 870 amino acids. Gene Ontology annotation, cellular component: GABA-ergic synapse; postsynaptic density membrane. Gene Ontology annotation, molecular function: protein binding.